AUGGAUUUUAAUACAAUGGAUUAUCUCGACCAAUUCCCAGCACUUAUUCCAUUGCAUAUAACAGACAUUUCGUUGGAUGAUACGACAAUUUUUAUCAAUGAUGAUAAAGUUGUUGUGGGCAUUAUCAAUGACAAAAUCGAGGUUCGGUCCCAAGGAAAAGUCAUUGGCCAUUUGGAAUUUUCCGAAGAAAACUUGAAUUUGCUAACAACCCUUUUUAUCAAAUCCGGGCAGAAAGUGGAGACGUUUAUUGCAAUGAAACCAAAUCUACUGAAACAUCUUCCACCAAUUGAAGUAACAAUGUCCCUUGUGAUUCGUGAUGUAGAGGAUGAAGAGUCGUGGGAUUUCCUUAGAAAAUGUUCUGGAAAACCAGUGUUCUUGAACUAUCGGUGUGCGAUUUCCGAAAAGCUAUGGGAAGUCCCAAUUAUUGCCAAUAGUCUGGGUAUCACUCUGUAUGGUCCGGUGCCGUUUGAUGUGCUCAGAUCUCUGAAGAACGUAUACGUCUAUCUCAAAUGCUAUACACCACCAGUGGCGGAUCUCAAAAGACUCUAUGAGCAUUGGAAAGCCACUUCACAUGAGCAACGGGCUAUUGGCUUUGAGAUCAACUUGAAGACCUUUGAGGACUACAAGACAAAUAUCAAAACGUGGGCCCCACACAGCUACCAUAAGCCGCAAUUCGGGUUCCCACCAAGCAAAGUGUUCUGUGUGGAUUUCCAUUCUGACAAACAGAUUGUUUUCACGGAGGAGAAUGUGAAAGCAAAUGGGGAUGCACUAGUUAUCAUGUGCAUUGAUGAUAAGACAAUGAUGGAUACGGUAGUGGAGAUGUUCGGGAAGCUUCAAGGAUUCGUGGCAAAUUUGAGAGGGGACAAGAAGACGUUAUCUAAAUGA
Caenorhabditis briggsae is the source of this 885-nucleotide messenger RNA. NCBI's taxonomy places the organism in Eukaryota, Metazoa, Nematoda, Chromadorea, Rhabditida, Rhabditidae. The coding region runs from base 1 to 885 and encodes 294 amino acids. The record is from RefSeq and is a predicted model, not a curated record. The transcript is spliced from 4 exons.